CUCGUACUCACCACUAGACGAUAUGAAGCGAUCCUCUUCCACAGCGAAGCGUGUACCGCGAAAGAUCAGGAACGACAAUGAAGACUCUAGCGCAGACGGUUCUCAAGGCGGCGCAGAGAACAGACAAAGAGAGCCCGUAGUCAAACGGCCAGUAUUUCCCAAGUCUAAGAAGCGCUCAUCACUUCGUCUCUCCUUCGGGCCUGGCGAUUCCUCCGCGAACGAUGGUGACGAAUCUAGUGAUGCUGCUGUAGCCACUCCAAAAAGAACUAAUCUCAGCCGCAUAGCGAUCGAAAAGAACGCCGAACGCAAAGUCAGGUCGUCACUUCUUUAUGAGCUUCCCCGCCCUCGGGACAGUCUCGACGAAGACAGGCCAUCAUAUAGCAAAGACUACAUUGCUGAGCUUCGAAAAUCCACGCCUUCGACCCCCAAAGAGAUAACAACGGACAACGAUGAACACAAUGUCCAGGCACUUGAUGUCGCGUUAAAAUUCGGACCACUCGCUACUCUCUCUACGGACGAACUGUCUUCCAUACCAUCUGCGGCCGAGAUUCGGGAGAAGAAAGCAAGGCGAGCACGCUUGGCACGGGAACAGAUAGCGCAUGCGACCCUUGGUGGGGAUGAGGACGAUAAUUGGGCUUCCGAUGGCGAUGAUGAAUUUCGAACCAACAGGAAUGAGGUCUCCUUGAGGCCGAAGGAAAAGUACGCGGAGACGCGUCUCGUUCGGGAAGAUGAGGAUAUUGCGGAGGGAUUUGAUGAAUAUGUCGAGGAUGAGCAUAUAUCGUUGGGCCGGAAAGCAGAACUUGCAGCGCAAAGGAAACGGCGAACGGAGAUGGCGGAACUCAUUGCCGAUGUGGAGAGGGACUCAGACAAUGAUGAUUCUGACUCUGAAGCGGAUCGAAAUGCCGCUUAUGAGGAGGCUCAGACUCGAGCAGGAGCAUACGGCAGAAAGGAGCAGCUAAAGGACCAUGGUGCUAAAACACCACCUCGGAUCACGCCUCUACCUGAUCUAGCCGAAGUCCUAGAGCGCCUGCAGGCUGAAGUCAAAAGCAGAGAACAGAGGAAGGAGGUGGUUCUGAAGAAACUGGAGGAGGUCAAAGAGGAAAAGGCACGCAUUGCAGAGAGCAAAAAGUAUGUCCAGGAACAGCUACAAAAGGCAGGCGAAGAGUAUGAGAAGUUGCGACAAGAAUCUGGCAUGGCUGCUUUGCCAAUGAAUGGGGCCAAUGGUGGCAAGCUAAUUGUCAACAGGGGUUUGGAUAGUCUUGGAGCGACACCUAUGCCUACAUCGAGAGAGGAUUCGAGCGAGGAAUAAGAAAUCUAUGAACCCAUGUCAACGAGAUCAUGGUGCAUUAUUAGUGUCUCAGUCUGCAAUUGGUGUCUGCUCCGUCGUUGAUGACACAGCCUCAACUCCGAUUUAACUUGUUUUCCAUGUGGUGGGAUAAUGGUCCCAAUACAUUGCCAGCCGGAUAUGAUUCAUGAGCUUGCAUGGUACUCACAGGGUCCCGUUGAAAAAUC
Messenger RNA from Lindgomyces ingoldianus, 1512 nucleotides. RefSeq lists its product as uncharacterized. The transcript has 2 exons. Gene Ontology annotation, cellular component: U2-type post-mRNA release spliceosomal complex. Bases 23 to 1309 code for a protein of 428 amino acids. The record is from RefSeq and is a predicted model, not a curated record. Gene Ontology annotation, biological process: spliceosomal complex disassembly. Lineage: Eukaryota; Fungi; Ascomycota; Dothideomycetes; Pleosporales; Lindgomycetaceae.